This is a messenger RNA of Lolium perenne, 1604 nucleotides long. Its product is annotated as probable carboxylesterase 3. The record is from RefSeq and is a predicted model, not a curated record. NCBI's taxonomy places the organism in Eukaryota, Viridiplantae, Streptophyta, Magnoliopsida, Poales, Poaceae. Gene Ontology annotation, molecular function: hydrolase activity.
CGAGACGCAUAUAGUCGUAGACUAAACUACGCUAGCAGAUACAAAAACUAGCUGCCUCGAUCAGCCACCAUGUAUGCAAUCGAGAGUUCUCCAGCAAAAAAGAAGGAUGCCACCGGCGACAUCGCCGUCGACCUCUACCCAUUCAUACGUGAAUACAAGGGCGGCCGCAUCGAGCGCCUCCUGCACAGCUCAUUCGUGCCGGUGUCGGAGGACGCGGCCGCCAACCGCGGGGUGGCAACCAAGGACGUCAUCAUCGACAAAAGCACCGGCGUGUCCGCACGCCUGUUUCUCGCCUCCCGUGCUGCUGCUGCUGCUGCCGCGGCCGGCGAGAUGCUUCCUGUCAUCGUGUACAUCCACGGUGGAUCGUUCUGCACGGAGAGCGCGUUCUGCCGGACGUACAAUAACUACGCCAAGUCCCUCGCUGCUCGCACUGGGGCGCUCGUCGUGUCCGUGGAGUACCGUCUUGCACCGGAGCAUCCCAUGCCUGCGGCCUACGAUGAUGCAUGGGCUGCGUUACAGUGGGUGGCGUCCCUCUCUGAUCCAUGGCUCGCUGACUACGCCGACCCCGAGCGCAUGUUCCUCGCCGGCGACAGUGCUGGUGGCAACAUCGCCUACCACACGGCGGUGCGCGCCAGCCGCGAUGGCAGCCUCAUGGACAUCGAGGGGCUCAUCAUCGUGCACCCCUACUUCUGGGGCUCCGAGCGGCUAGCCUCUGAGACCGUCUGGGACGGGGUCGCGAUGUUUUCACCUGACCUUGUAGACAGGCUCUGGCCAUUUGUGACGGCAGGCCACGCGGGCAACGACGACCCCCGGAUCAAUCCUCCAGAGGAGGAGAUCGCGUCGCUGACAUGCCGGCGUAUGCUGGUGGCCGUGGCUGAGAAAGACAUCCUGCGGGACCGUGGCCGCCAGUUGGCGGCCCGCAUGCGUGACUGCGCGUGGGCUGGUGACCACGUGGCACUGGUGGAGUCAGAAGGCGAGGACCAUGGCUUCCACUUGUACAACCCACUACGUGCAACCAGCAAGAUGCUGAUGGAGAGUAUAGUGCAAUUCGUGAAUCAGCGUACCGCCUUGGCCUUGCCACUGCCGGCCGCUUUGCUCCCGGAGCUGCACGAGUUGCAUGCAUGCGAGGGUAAGACAUCAGACAGUGAGAUGAACUCUGCUAAACCUAUUCCAGGCGUGCCUGCAAGGCCAUAUAUAGACAUGUUUGGAUAUGGGAUGGCCAUGAAAUAUUGGAGUGGCCAGAAAUCUAUGCCACGUGGUUCUUUACAUAUUGGACAGGCAAAAGCAUCCAGGACUAGGUAUGGGUUAUUUUUGGGCGGAACGAGGCCUAACAAGACAAACAAGGUAUCAUUACCAGCAGCAGCUCCACUCCAGCGAGUUCUAUUAUCAACAACUUUUUCUAGUGGGUGAAAGUCUACAAUGAAGUGUUGGCUGAUGACUAUGCCCACAUGCAAACAGGGAUAAGAGUUAUGCCCAUAUAUAUAUAAGUGUAAUAAGAAAUACUAUAAGUUAUUAUUUUCCUUAUCAACUACACUACAAGGCAAAUAGCAUGUAGAGACAUUAUUUUGUGUUGCUGGAGACAUUAUAAGAACCACUAUAGACUA